Messenger RNA from Aethina tumida (small hive beetle), 1419 nucleotides. RefSeq names its product odorant receptor Or1-like. Bases 55 to 1248 code for a protein of 397 amino acids. Gene Ontology annotation, biological process: detection of chemical stimulus involved in sensory perception of smell; sensory perception of smell. The record is from RefSeq and is a predicted model, not a curated record. Gene Ontology annotation, cellular component: plasma membrane. Gene Ontology annotation, molecular function: odorant binding; olfactory receptor activity. Lineage: Eukaryota; Metazoa; Arthropoda; Insecta; Coleoptera; Nitidulidae. The transcript is spliced from 5 exons.
UUGCUAAAAAAUCUAUGAAAGUUUGCCUUUAUUAAUAAUUACUGUUGUUUUUGUAUGUUCUAUUACCAUAAAAUCGUUGUUCAACAUUAUCCAACUUUAUUCAUGAUGUUUGAUUUCAAUAAAGUAUAUGCUCUAGAACGAGCAUUUUUAAAAUCUAUUGGUAUAUAUCCUUUGAAUGAAAUGAAGUACACGUGCAUUUUAAUAACGUCUGCAAUCAUGGCAUUUGUUUUGGUUUAUCUACAUUUUGUCUUGAUGUUGAUUCAGCUGUUUUGUCAAGUUUCCAAUAUAACAAAAGCUUCAAAUAUUUUAUUAUACCUUAUGACUCACAUUGCUUUUGUAAGCAAAAUGACAAACUUCGCUCUUAACAAACACCAAAUGUGUUUGGUUGAUGAUAUUCUGAACAACCCCAUUUUUAAAACUGUUUCAUUGGGAGAAACCGAAAUAAUUGUAAACUCAAUGGUUUCGAGCAAAUAUUUAUCGGUAGUGUUUAGAUUUUUGUGUGUUGGAGUGGUAUUAUUUUAUGGUAUUUACCCAGUGAUUGAUAUUUCAUCCGAGAACAUGUACCCUUUAGACCUGUGGUAUCCAUUUGAUCCUAAUAGUUAUCAUUCCACCAUCAUUCUCUUUGAAGUAUCAUUAAUCGCACUUGGUGCAUGGACCAACUCUAAUAUUGACAUUUUAACAAUUAAAUUGAUAUCCUUGGGGACUGCACAAAUAGAAAUUUUGAAAAAAAAGCUGAAAAGUCUUGUCAAUAAUAUGGAGGAUGUUGUAACAGAUGAAAUUGUUAAUACACGUUUGAAACAUUGCAUUGAACAUUAUUCUCUGAUUUUGAGAUACGUGAAGACUGUUCAAGACCUCUUUUCAAAAGGAAUUUUUGUUCAGUUUGCUUCAAGUGUUGUGGUAAUUUGCAUGACUGGAUUUCAAUUUAUAGUCGUUCCUCUUCAAAGUAUGCAGUUUAUAUUGGUGCUUUUGUAUUUUCAAACAAUGAUGUGUCAAGUAAUAAUGUAUUGUUGGUAUGGUCAUACAAUAAUGGAAAGUAGUUCUGGUAUAAGUAUGGCUUGUUAUAUGUCUGAAUGGAAUAGAUGCAGUCCUAAGACAUGUAAAAUGUUAAUGAUAUUUAUGGAAAGAGCCAAAAGACCAAUUCGUUUUUAUGCAGGAAAUUAUUUUGUUCUAAAUUUAGCAACAUUGAUGGCAAUUUUGCGAUCUUCAUAUUCAUAUUUUGCGGUUUUACAGCGCUUGUACAAGAAAUAAUGUGUAAUUUGUUAACUUGUAUUUACUUUUAUUCAAAUGUAGUUUCUUAUUAUUAUAUAUUAUAUAAUGAUAUAUGAAUAUGUCAAACUAUAUUUGAAAUUUUAAAACCGUACAUUUUUAUUAAUUUAAUACAACAUAAUGCCUAGUAUAAUUAUUGUUCUAUUUCUGAAA